Molecule: messenger RNA, 1631 nt
Organism: Hemicordylus capensis (graceful crag lizard)
Lineage: Eukaryota; Metazoa; Chordata; Lepidosauria; Squamata; Cordylidae
Gene: FH
Product: fumarate hydratase
Exons: 10
Coding region: 65-1579 (504 amino acids)
Biological process (GO): malate metabolic process; tricarboxylic acid cycle; fumarate metabolic process
Cellular component (GO): tricarboxylic acid cycle heteromeric enzyme complex; mitochondrion
Molecular function (GO): fumarate hydratase activity
Source: RefSeq, a predicted model, not a curated record
GCUACCCGCAGUCUCACCCGCUUAGCUCCGCCUCCCGCGAGCUGCCUCCCCUUCAGCAGCAACCAUGUACCGCUCUCUUCAGCUUUUAAGCUACGCGAGGAGGGGAGUCCAGACGCACUAUUUGCCCUCGAGUGCUGUCUUGCUGCUUGGCCAGCGUCUUCCCCAGCAACGCAGAAUGGCUAGUCAUGACUCUUUUAGAAUAGAAUAUGAUACCUUUGGUGAACUCAAAGUUCCAAAUGACAAGUAUUACGGUGCACAGACUGUGAGAUCCACAAUGAAUUUUAAGAUUGGCGGUGUGACUGAACGUAUGCCUGUCCAGGUAAUAAGAGCUUUUGGUAUCUUGAAACGAGCAGCUGCUGAAGUAAAUCAGGAUUAUGGCCUUGAUCCAAAGAUUGCUAAUGCUAUUAUAAAGGCAGCAAAUGAGGUAUCUGAAGGUAAAUUGAAUGAUCAUUUUCCUUUGGUGGUGUGGCAAACUGGAUCUGGAACUCAAACUAAUAUGAAUGUCAAUGAAGUAAUCAGCAACAGAGCCAUUGAGAUCCUGGGAGGUAAACUGGGGAGCAAGGACCCAGUGCAUCCAAAUGACCACGUUAAUAAAAGCCAGAGCUCAAAUGACACAUUCCCAACUGCAAUGCAUAUUGCUGCUGCACAAGAAGUUCAUGAAGUGCUUUUACCAGGGCUACAGAAGCUUCAGGAUGCCCUUGAUGCAAAGGCGAAAGAGUUUUCCAAAAUUAUUAAAAUUGGACGUACUCACACACAGGAUGCUGUUCCCCUUACUCUUGGGCAGGAAUUUAGUGCUUAUGUGCAGCAAGUAAAAAAUGGUAUCAUUAGAAUCAAAGCGGCCAUGCCAAGGGUCUAUGAGCUGGCAGCUGGUGGCACUGCAGUUGGCACAGGAUUAAAUACAAGAAUUGGUUUUGGUGAGAAGAUUGCUGCUAAGGUGGCCACACUCACAGGUUUGCCUUUUGUUACUGCUCCAAACAAAUUUGAAGCCCUUGCUGCUCAUGAUGCUCUAGUUGAACUGAGUGGAGCAAUGAACACUGUGGCUUGCAGCUUGAUGAAGAUAGCCAAUGACAUUCGUUUCCUGGGUUCCGGGCCACGUUCUGGUCUAGGGGAGCUAAUCUUGCCUGAAAAUGAACCUGGAAGCAGUAUAAUGCCUGGAAAAGUGAAUCCGACUCAGUGCGAGGCCAUAACCAUGGUGGCAGCUCAGGUGAUGGGAAAUCAUGUUGCUGUUACAGUAGGAGGCAGCAAUGGCCAUUUUGAGUUGAAUGUCUUCAAGCCCAUGAUUAUUAAAAAUGUCCUACAUUCUGCACGACUCCUGGGAGAUGCCUGUGUUUCUUUCACUGACAAUUGUGUGGUAGGAAUCCAAGCCAACACAGAGAGAAUCAACAAGCUAAUGAAUGAAUCACUGAUGUUGGUGACUGCCCUUAAUCCUCACAUAGGCUAUGACAAGGCAGCCAAGAUUGCUAAAACAGCACAUAAAGAAGGGUCAACAUUGAAAGAAACUGCUAUCAAGCUUGGAUUUCUUACAUCAGACCAAUUUGAUCAGUGGGUAAAGCCAGAAGAUAUGUUGGGUCCUAAGUAAUCAUAAUAGGUGUGCUGUGAACAGAAAAAAAUAAAUUGUAUAAAACCAACAA